Molecule: messenger RNA, 3041 nt
Organism: Choloepus didactylus (southern two-toed sloth)
Lineage: Eukaryota; Metazoa; Chordata; Mammalia; Pilosa; Megalonychidae
Gene: FCRLA
Product: Fc receptor like A
Exons: 5
Coding region: 1707-2885 (392 amino acids)
Biological process (GO): cell surface receptor signaling pathway
Molecular function (GO): transmembrane signaling receptor activity
Source: RefSeq, a predicted model, not a curated record
GACAUGUUUGAAUGUUGACAUGGGAAUGAAGAUAUGCCUUACUUUGGAGAAAGGAUCCAAAGAAAAGAAACAUGACCUAACUUUGGCCCUCCAAAGAAGCAGGGUUGAGGUGGGAAUGUGAAAGUUAAAGAUAAAGAGUUUGGUGGGCAGGAUUGAACAGCUUUUUGACUAUAAGGUUCUUCAAGUUCCUUAUGACUAUGAUGCCCUCCCUAGCUACAAUCUCAACUCCUUUCUUCCUUUUCUCAGACAAGUUUCUUGAAUGAGUAGUCUACUUGCUAACUCCACUUUCUCACCUCUCUCACUCUUCAAUGCUUGCACCUGGCUUCCCACUGGAUCAGUUUUGCCCAGGAUGCAGUGAACCUAUAUUGGUUGGGCCAUUGCACACUUUUUAGUUCUCAUCCUGCUGGACUCAUGCUGAAAGAGUCUCUUUAUAUGCCUAUGUCUUCCACUAAACUGAAAGCUAGUUGUGAGCAGGGAAAAUGCUUUUGUUUGUUUGUUUUAACCUUGUCUUAUUUAUCUUUGAACUCUUGGCACCUGUAUUGUUCCUGCCCAAUAAUUUUGUUGAACUGUUUUAUUGAACUCAUAGAAACAGGACUAGGUGACUGUAUUAAGAUACAACAGUGAUAUUAUGUCCAAAACUCGAGUUGGAAUCAUAAACUCUGGUUGCAAGUGCCUCUUCUACUUUGGACAAAUCAUUUUUAUAUCUCUGAGCUUUAGUUUUCUGAUUUGUAAAAUGAGAAUUAUAACACCCACCACACAAAGUUUAUUGAUAUGUAGAAGUAACCCAACAAGAUUUUAUUUUAAAAAGGUUAAAAAAAAAAAAAAAAAAAAAAAGGAGAGAAGGCUGAGUCCAGGUGAGUAAUAGUUGAGGAACUGAAAAGAGGUAGCAGAGUAGUGACGGGAGCUUAGGGAGCAUCUAAAGAAAGUAGCUGGUACAGAUGUGAUGAGAAUUAGGAAGUAGGGAUGGGCCUUGGUGUUACAGGGUCAAAGAAGAGUACUGGACCAUUGAGGGCAGAAGGAAUAAAGGCAAGUGGGGCGGUAAAAGAUGGAGUGAAGAAGUGAGCUCAUGUGAAGUGACCAUGGAGCUAGAAGAUGGGUAGAGGGAUUAAGGAGGACAAGGAACAGUCACGGGAAGGGCACUCUUUUUUGCCUGUGUCAAUCAUGUAAGUUAAGUUUGGUUGAAGGGAGGUGGUAAGAAAUCUGUAACUCGGAGUCUCAAUCCAAAGGCAAAGUGCCAGUAUAGACUGGGAGAACAGGGUUUGGGGGUAGAUGGAAGGACAUAGAAAGGGGACAUUGCCAGGGAAGGUUCAAGGGACAAAGGACACCGAAGUAGAGAUGUCUGAAAAAUGAAGAACUGAAAGGGGGAGCAAUGAAAGAGGAGAGACACAGCCAGGUACUGAAAGCUGUGUGGUAGAUAACAUAUCCAAGGCUGAAGAGCCCAGUGAGUUUUGGGAAAGAGAGACCCCAAGGAAAGUCUGAGGACUGAAGUAGAUCAUGUCUGAAGGGGAGUGAAAAGAACACUGAUUUUGGACCCAGAUGACUUUCUUGCUCCACUCCUUACUCUCUGAUGGAAAUUUGGGUAAGUUAAUCUACUUUUCUAAGACCGUUUCUUUAGGAUGUAUAAAAUAGGAAUGAAAUCAAGUACCUGGGAAGUUUGUAAAGAUUAAAUAAGAUAAUGGGUGAAAGUGCCUAGCAGUGUCUGGCACAUGGUACAGACCCAAAGAAUACUAGAAUCUGAAUCGUCUUCCUUUUCCUCCUGUCCUAUGUCCGCCUGCUCUGGGGUCAUCCUCGAAUUUGGCCUCUGGUUUCCUGCACCAGCAGCUGGAUGUCAUGCUGUCCCAGCAGCAUCAUUUCCUGGUUCUCCCUGGGCCGUACCCUCUUCAGCUGCCAGUUUUGAGUCACUGCAGUGUGAAAGUGUCACAGCCCCUGGAUCUGUCAGCACUGAGGACACCGACGAAGGUGCAAGAGAAGCUGGUUUCGAGGUCAAGGGCUACACUUUCAGUGAACCUUUCCAUCUGAUUGUGUCCUAUGACUGGCUGAUCCUCCAAGGCCCAGCCAAACCUGUGUUUGAAGGGGAUCCACUGGUUCUGCACUGCCGUGCCUGGCAAGACUGGCCACUGUCCCAGGUCACCUUCUACCGAGACGGCUUGGCCCUUGGUCCCCCUGGACCCAACAAGGAAUUCUCCAUCGCUGUUGUGCAAGAGGCAGACAGUGGGCUCUACCACUGCAGUGGCAUCUUCAGAAGCCCAGGCCCUGGGAGCCCAGAAAAAGCAUCUGCCGUGACCAUCACAGUCCAAGAAUUGUUUCCAGCCCCAGUACUCAAAGCCACGCCCUCAGCUGAGCCUCACGAGGGAGGUCCAGUUACCCUGAGCUGUCAGACAAAGCUGCCCCUGCAGAGGUCAGCCACCCGCCUCCUCUUCUCCUUCUACAAGGAUGGUAGGACAGUACGCAGCAAGGACCUCUCCUCAGAAUUCCAGGUCCCCACAGCUUCAGAGGAGCACUCUGGGUCCUACUGGUGUGAGGCAGCCACUGAAGACAACCAGGUUUGGAAACAGAGCCCUCAGCUGGAGAUCAGGGUGCAGGGUCCCUCCAAAUCUGCUGCAUCCCCUACCUUGAAUCCAGCUCCUCAGAAACCCGCUGCUCCAGAAACUACUCCUACAGAGCCUCCAGGGCCUCUGCCUCCUCUGCCCACCCCUCCUUCUCAGGAUCCGUGUUUCUCCUUUCGUCUGGAAGGGCCAGACCCUCACCUCCAUCACCAGAUGGGCAUUCUUCUCAAACACAUGGAGGAUGUGAGAGUUCUCCUUGGUUACAUGGUCAUGGAACUGAGGGACUUGUCUAGCCGCUUCAAGCCUGAGACCACAAAGGCUGCUUCCAAAUCAAAGUAAACAGUUCACCCACAAUAUUGCUCAACCACACCCAAUAAAUACUACUCUUUCUAUUUCUUUUUCUCUUUCCAUCCUGCAGUAUGUGCAAAUUUGUUUUACAAAUUGUUUUAUUAGAAUAAUGGAGAUUGGUGAAUAUAAAUAAAUUUGUACAAAGUA